This is a messenger RNA of Ceutorhynchus assimilis (cabbage seed weevil), 3805 nucleotides long. NCBI's taxonomy places the organism in Eukaryota, Metazoa, Arthropoda, Insecta, Coleoptera, Curculionidae. The record is from the annotation of a GenBank genome assembly.
AGAGAGUACAAGUCCGAACACUCCGAACGAGCUGAUUUUGUGUUAUUGUUUUGAUUUUGUUAUUUUGUUUUAUUUUAUGUGCAAUAUUUUAAUUUUAUAAUUUAGUAAAUUUAAUAAUAAAAUGAAGGAGUUCCUGGCUGAAAAUAACGCCUGCGGUCAAACGAUUCUGGUCCUAGUCUCUAGAGGAAAUGCCAUAAUAGCCGAACUGCUUAGGUUAAAAAGUUACAUUCCUAAAGUUUAUAGACUCGAAUCCAAGCAGGAUAUACAAAAAUAUGGAGACAUCAUUUUGGAUUUUUCUUACCUUAAAACUUCUGAGGAGCAGGAGAAGAAAAUUGAGAAAAAUGAGACUUUACGUGAGCUUGACGAAGAAUUUAGAGACAAUCAUAUAGAAAUAAUCAGUCGUUUCUAUUUACUUUUUGAGAGCAUUCACAGCUACAUCAUCGAUUUAAACCAUUACAUCGAAGAAUUAGAAGAAGGAGUUUAUAUACAUCAAUCAUUAGAAACAGUAUUUCAGGAUUUAGAAGGGAAACAACUUUUGAGUGAAGCACUUUUUCUUUAUGGUUUGAUGUUAUUAAUGGUAGAUACUUACAUAGACGGACCAGUCAGAGAGCGAUUACUUGUUUCAUAUAACAGAUACACUCCGCAAAGGAGAGAUACUCAAAGCUGCUUUGAUGAAGUAUGUAAACUUCUCAUGGACACUGGUUUUAAUACAGCCAAAAAACCACAAAAUUAUCCAGAAGAUUAUUUUAAGAGAGUUUCCAUAAAUCCAACAUAUGUGGAAUUGGUUAUAGGAUGCCUCCGCUCAGACGACAUAUAUUCUCAAAUCGUAGUUUACCCCCUACCAAGGCAUAGAAGUACUGCACUAGCUACCCAAGCUUCGAUGCUCUAUGUUUGUUUAUAUUUUGAUGCGAGAAUUCUGCAUUUUGAAUCGGCUGCUAUGAGAGAGAUUGUUGAUAAAUAUUUUCCUGACAACUUUAUAAUUUCAGUCUAUAUGGGAUUUAUCAUAAAUCUCGCCGAAUCAUGGGACAAUUUUAAAUCAGCCCAUCUGGCGCUUAACAACACUCUGCAAAUAGCAAAUCUCAAAAACUAUGCCAACAAUUAUGGACAAAAGCUGCCGGAAUUGUUGAAAUGCACUGGAAAUCUUCUAAAAGAAGGAAAUAUCACAAAGGACAAUAUUUUGAAGGACAUUAACAACAUCGUGAAUACUUUGAGGGAUUGUAAUGUGAUUUUGAGGUGGCUAAUAUUACAUACUGUUUCACUGCCAGGCACCACAGACAAAAACAAAAAACUAAAACAACUCAGAGACUUGAUAAUCUCUGAAUCAAAUUGCGAACAAUCCUAUUUAUUCAGGCUCCUGUUAAACACGGCUCAAUUGGAACUCAUUACCAAAGAACUCUACAGAAAUGCAUUGUCUGAGAAGGAUAUCCAAUGGGAGAAAUUAAAAGACAGUAGUCAUAAAAGUUUGCUGGAACUAUCAGAAGUUUUCAGCGGCACAAAGCCGCUAACAAGGAUUAAAAAGAAUUUAGAUUUGGAAGGGUGGUUUAAGCAAAUAGCUGAAAAUGUUGAGACCUUGUCCACAGAGGAUACAGGAUCUGCGAGAAAAUUGGUGCAGCUGAUUCAAGCUUUGGAAGAGGUGCAGGAAUAUCAUCAGUUAGAUAAUAACAUGCAGAUUAUUCAAUUUCUUUCUGAAACCCGCAAUGAUCUUGAUCAAAUGAUACGAAUUAUGAAUAUCAAAGAAGAUGUGCUAAUAAAUCUUCAAAUUAUUGGAGAUGUAAGUUAUGCUUGGGAACUCAUUGAUUUUUAUACGAAUAUUAUGCAAAAUGGAAUUAAGAGGGAACCAAAAUUAGUUAUCAAACUUAGAGCUGUAUUUUUGAAGUUAGCCUCUGCUUUAGAACUUCCACUGCUACGCAUCAACCAAUCGCAUAGUAAUGACUUAGUCUCAGUUUCCGAAUAUUAUAGCAAAGAAUUAGAAAUUUAUGUCCGAAAAGUCCUACAAAUAAUUCCAAAUACCAUGUUUGAUAAAUUGGCCCGUAUUAUAGCCAUGCAAACCGGUAUAAUAAAAGAACUGCCCACCAGAGUGGACAAGGACAAAUUGAAAGAUUACGCUCAACUAGAGGAAAGAUUCGAAUUUGCAGAGUUAACUCAUUCAGUGUCGAUUUUCAGUCAGGGUAUGAGGAUGAUGAAGAAUACCUUGGUGGGAGUGGUGUGUUUGGAUCCAAAGCAAUUGCUCGAGGAUGGGAUUAGGAAGGAAUUGGUGCUGCAUACAUCCAAAGCUUUGCAUAAUGAGUUUAAAUUUAGUACAAAAUUGAGGCAAGAUGAGCUGGAAAAUAAACUUAAGAGUCUUGGGCUUAUCAUGGAUGGGUAUAAGAGGUCUUUCGAAUAUAUUCAGGAUUACAUCAAUAUAAACGGCCUAAAAAUUUGGCAAGAAGAAGUGACUAGAAUAGUAAAUUAUAACGUUGAGCAAGAAUGCAAUGGUUUCCUGAGAAACAAGAUUUACCCUUGGCAGAGUGUAUAUCAAAGCAGAUAUGUACCAAUACCAAUUUAUCCUCCCAUAGAUGAAAGUGAGAACUUCAUUGGUAGAUUGGCUAGAGAGAUUAUAAGGAUAACAGAUCCAAAGUCAGCUGUAUAUUUGUCAACGACAUUGACUUGGUAUGAUAUUAAAACGCAUAAACCAAUAUUUAAUAAAGAAACCAUUGCAUCUGUUGCUCAAUCAAUUGAAAUAACAGGAUUAGUGGGGUUGGAUAGGCUGUUUUCUUUUAUGAUAAUUACUGCUUUACAGCGAAUAAUGGCCUAUUUAGAAAACAAAAACGUUAACACAACAUCUUGGACCAACGUUAUUACCACCAUUCAAAGUGACCUAAAACAACGAACAGAAGAUUGGUUAAAUCCUGCUAAAAUUUAUCAGACAUAUGUUAAUAGGAGCGUGAAAAUUUGGAGCGAGUUCUCAGAAAAAGUUUUAUUGAUUGGCCAGUUACAACUGUUGAGAAAUUUGAUUGCCUUUCAUUUGAAUAAGUCUUGCAGAUUUAACGCUAAGAAUUUGGAGUGUGCGUUGAGGUCUCUCAAUAAGUCUUUACUGUUGGAUUUGAAGCAAGACAAUCCCCUUCCUUCGGAAGAAUUUGUUCAUAAGCUUUCUGAAUAUUUCAACUAUGCUGGUCAGAACGAACCUUUCAGCAAAAUUUACGUUACAUCAAGAAACAACAGCGACUACGCCAUUACCCUAUUUAUUUUUGUUUUGGCUCACAUCAAACUAGUGUUUUUACCACAAAAUUUGGGCAGCCUUAGUAAAAGAACUUACGACCAAAUUGAUGGUGUAGCUCUCUCAGCUGGUGUCCAUACUAUCCUGAAACAAUUCCACAGUAGCAUAAACGGAGACUUUAUUAAGUUAGUGGCCGAAUAUGUUUUGCAGUUAACCAAAUUUAACGGCACAAAAAGUCCCGAAAUUCUUCCAGAAGUAACUGUAAUGCUCAACUUCAUGGAUUGCUACACCAACUAUUGCAGCAGUUCUAGAAAGUUUUACAAAGACUACCUUCCUGAGGAGAUAAUGCACAUAGAACAAUCUCUAGCAUCAAUCAGUUUAUAAAAAGCAAUAUAACAGACCUUUAACACUUUAUUAUUUUUCUGAAAAUAUAAAAGUCUUAGUUAUAUCACUUUCAUUUCAAAAUCAAACUUUAAUUGUAAUUAUUGUUUAUACAUAAAAUGUAUAUACCAUCUGGUUCAAUGAUGAAAGUAUUUUGUGUAUUCGAUAUUUUUUGUAAGAAAUCACAAAGAGAACAAAUAAAGAUAAAUACAAAAUUAUUUAUAUUAA